Lycium ferocissimum is the source of this 1717-nucleotide messenger RNA. RefSeq names its product protein ASPARTIC PROTEASE IN GUARD CELL 2-like. Gene Ontology annotation, molecular function: aspartic-type endopeptidase activity. NCBI's taxonomy places the organism in Eukaryota, Viridiplantae, Streptophyta, Magnoliopsida, Solanales, Solanaceae. Gene Ontology annotation, biological process: proteolysis. The transcript has a single exon. Bases 96 to 1538 code for a protein of 480 amino acids. The record is from RefSeq and is a predicted model, not a curated record.
UACCCCCUCUCAGACCUUUAUCUUAUUCACAUCCCAAAAUCUUUAAACAAAUAAAAUCUCUCAACUUCACCUCCCAAGAUUUAAACAACCAAGAAAUGUUUGUCCCUUUACAAAAAACACUAGUGUUGCUAAUUGUGCUCAUUUUCUCUACUACCACAAAUGCAACUUCAAGUGAAACCAAGAACUCAAUUCAUGAAAUCUUCAAUGUGAAAGAAACCAUUGCCCAAUAUUUAGAUACAAAAAUCCAAACCCCAUAUGAAGAACAAGAAGACUUUCAUCAUGUUGAUGAUGAAAAUGUAGAAGAACAAGGAAACUGGAAGCUCAAGCUCAUUCAUAGAGACAAACUACACUUUUCCAGUUUCACUUAUAAUAAUAGCAAAGUUUUUGAGGGUCGAAUGGAAAGAGAUUUGAAAAGGGUGUCUAGUCUCAUUAAAAGAAUAAGUGGUAGUGACGUGUACCGGGUCAAUGAAUUCGGGUCGGAUAUAGUUUCGGGUAUGGACCAAGGAAGUGGAGAAUAUUUUGUUAGGAUUGGUGUAGGUAGUCCAGCUAGGAACCAAUAUGUGGUCCUUGAUUCUGGUAGUGAUAUUGUUUGGGUACAAUGCCAGCCUUGUACAAAGUGUUAUAGCCAAUCCGACCCGGUAUUCGACCCGUCUCUUUCCGUGUCGUUUACCGGGGUGCCUUGCGGGUCGUCGGUUUGUGACCGGGUAGAGAAUUCGGGUUGUCAUGCGGGUCGGUGCAAGUAUGAAGUCAUGUAUGGUGAUGGUUCAUAUACUAAAGGUACAAUGGCUAUUGAGACUUUAACAUUUGGCCACACUAUGGUUAAAAAUGUGGCUAUUGGGUGUGGACAUAGUAAUAGUGGCAUGUUUACUGCAGCUGCUGGCUUAUUGGGCCUUGGUGGUGGGUCCAUGUCACUUGUGGGCCAACUUGGUGGGCAAACGGGUGGGGCAUUUAGUUAUUGUUUGGUGAGCCGGGGCACCGGGUCGAAUGGGUCGCUCGAGUUCGGUCGCGGGGUAUUACCCGUCGGUGCGGCAUGGGUCCCGCUUAUUCGAAAUCCACUGACCCCGAGUUUUUACUAUAUCGGGUUAUCGGGUCUUGGAAUAGGAGGUGUCCGAGUACCAAUAUCAGAAGACGUGUUUAAGAUAACCGAGCUCGGAGACGGUGGAGUGGUUAUGGAUACAGGGACGGCCGUGACACGAUUGCCCUCUGAGGCGUACGUGGCAUUUCGUGACGCGUUUGUAGCUGAAACCGCGAGCCUUCCUCGGGCACCAGCCGUCUCGAUAUUCGACACGUGUUAUGACCUAGACGGGUUCGUGAUGGUUCGGGUACCGACCGUUUCGUUCUUCCUUUCGGGUGGUCAAAUUUUUACCCUUCCAGCUAGGAACUUUCUAAUUCCAGUGAAUGACAAGGGUACAUUCUGUUUUGCAUUUGCUCCAUCACCAUCAGGGCUUUCUAUAAUAGGAAAUAUCCAACAAGAAGGCAUCCAAAUUUCUUUUGAUGGAGCAAAUGGUUUUGUGGGAUUUGGUCCCAAUAUUUGCUAGCUUAUAAUUAAAUUAUGUAAAGCGAAUGUUCUUGAUUUUUUUUUUUUUUUUUUUGAGAGAAAGCGAUGUAAUUCUACAACAAGUGGAGUGAAAUUUUGUCAGUAUAUUGUUAUAUAGUUUUAGUUGUUUUAGAAUGCUAUGAUUGAAGGUAUGAAGUAAAGAAUGUGGUUCUAUUGCUA